AUGUCUGCCGCAGCAGAAUUCCUCCACCUAUCAACGGCAACACUACGUCGAGCACCUCGUCUUGGUGCCGGCAUGUCUCAAAUUACCAACCGACCCGCUAUUCCAGGCAAGCUGGCCGCCAUUUCCCACGGCAAGCUGCAACGUGAAGCCUCAUCUCAAACCCCCGACCUUCGCCGUUGCCUAGGCCACCACGACAUCUUUCGCAGAUGCGUCAAGGCAGCAGAGGAAGACGACGCACGAUUCAUCAGAGAAACAUACUACGAAGAUGAACCAGACAUCCCCACUAGCAUGGAAUUCGAAUACGCUCCCAUCCGAACCCAGAUCACCAAAGCGGUCAAAACAAUGAGAAACCCUCGGAAUAUGGAUUCAUGGGCACGGAAAUAUAUGGUCCAGAAACUACUUCGCAGUCGAAACGACGCCGGAUUCUUGCAGCCAUGUUUGGGCUAA
Molecule: messenger RNA, 447 nt
Organism: Aspergillus ibericus CBS 121593
Lineage: Eukaryota; Fungi; Ascomycota; Eurotiomycetes; Eurotiales; Aspergillaceae
Exons: 2
Coding region: 1-447 (148 amino acids)
Source: RefSeq, a predicted model, not a curated record